Sorex araneus (European shrew) is the source of this 2433-nucleotide messenger RNA. RefSeq names its product ATPase PAAT. The transcript is spliced from 6 exons. Lineage: Eukaryota; Metazoa; Chordata; Mammalia; Eulipotyphla; Soricidae. Bases 117 to 1403 code for a protein of 428 amino acids. The record is from RefSeq and is a predicted model, not a curated record.
CGGGGAGCAGGCCGGCGGGCCGGAAGUGGCGCGGCUCCGUCCGCGUCCGCUGCCCCGGCGGAAACGCGAGCGCCGGGAGACGCGUUCCGGGGCGCACCGGGGGCGCAGGCGGCGGAAUGGAGGCCGGGUCCGAGGACGCGGCCCCGAGCCGCCGCCCGACGCUGGCGUCCUCCUGGGACGUCACCCGCGGGACCCUGGCCCGGAGCCUCCGCCUCAGCCGGGCCGGCGUGGACGACGGGGACCCGGGCUGCGACGAGCUGCUGGCGCCGCCGGCCCCGGGCCAGGACGUGGUGGUGCUGCAGCGGGGCGCGCGCGGCGCCGAGGAGCAGCCCUGCUUCCUGUACGUGCGCUGCCCGCGCGAGGCCGGCGAGGAGCUGCUGGCCGUGGGCGUGCUGAGCUCGGCCCGCAACAUGGAGGUGUACCAGGGCCAGGAGUACUGCGGCACCGGCCGGGGCCGGCCCGCCGCCGUGCACAGUGAACAGGAAAAGAUUAUUUUGUACCAGAAACAUCUAAAAUUGGAGUCCUCCACACACGCUUGUAAAAUAAAGCUGCUCUCGUUCGGGGACAGGCCCUGCGUGUGCAUCAGCACUGUUGGGGUCCACCUGAGGCGGGUGGUCCCCGCGGCCUCCCCGGGCGCCCCAACGCUGGGCUCCAGGAUCGACCUGGCGCGCGUGCAGACCCUCAUGGCCACCAUGGGCUCCAAGCUGUCGCCCGGCGCGCAGCAGCUGAUGAACAUGGUGAAGCUCCAGCAGCAGAACUGUGUGCCCCUCGGAGAGCAGCUGCGGGCCGUCCUGGGGAACGCGGCCGCCGACCAGCGCGCCCCCGACCAGCGCGCCCCCGACCCGCAGCCCGGCCCGGCCCCGGGCGCGCCCGAGAAGGCGUCGUGCACGCCGUUCCCCUUCAGAGCCGGGCUGGCCUCCGCGCACGCCGCCGAGGAGCCGCCCGCGCCCCCCGGCUCGGAGCCGGCCCUGCUGGAGGCCACCCUGAGAAGGGCCGUGUCCUCCCUCGCACCCAAGACCGCCGGCGUCCACUGCAACGGGCCCGGCCCCGACCUGCUGCCCUUCCUGCAGGACCUGUGCAGCCAAGUCAGCCGCCUGCGCGCGGGGCCCGAGCCCGAGUGGCCGGAGCCGCUGCCCAGGGCGCGGGACGGCCUCGCCGGGCUGACGCCCGAGGAGCCGCCCGUGUGCGCGCAGCUGGAGAGGAUCCUGGGCCGGAGCCUGGGGCUGCUGGAGCAGCAGCUGCGCGCCUACAUCGACGAGCGGGUCCUGCGGCUGCAGCAGCACCUGGACGACAAGCUGGCCACGCUGCUGGCCGCGCUGCGCUGCCCCGCCUGCCCGCCCGCGCCCGCCGCGCCGCUCCCGCGCUGGGACUCGGGGGAGAAACUGUCCAACGGGGAGAGAUGAGUGCCCGCCCCGGCCCGCCACAGCUGCCCGGCCGUGUUCCUGCCGCCGCCCUCGGUGGGCGCCGGUGUGCCGUGGCCCCCUCUCCCGGGGCCGCCUCGGGGGUCAGAGUUACUGUAUUUCCGUUAUCCAUUACUGUAUACUCAAGGUUGACAUGGUAAGGCCAGAAAUUAUUUUUGUUUGCCGUAUUUUUCACUUUUAGGAGAAGUUUACAUAGAUUUCUAGGUUGUUUCAAGUGUUAAACAUUUUUUUAAGGAUUUCUAAUGUAUUUCAUGAGUUUUUAUUAUGUAUUUGAUAGAAGUACUUUUUUUUAAUUUAUGCCAAGUCUUACUCUAUUUUUCAGAGUAUCAAAAUAAUGUUUAGGUAUUUUUUUUUUCUAGCUGCUUGUGUUUAGAAAACUGGAUUCUUAAGAUUUGAAACUUUUAUUCAGAUCACUAAUUGACAUUUUGUAUUAUUUGUCUCAAUAAUAGGCAGCUGUGUUUGGCCUGUGUAAAGCUGGUUGUUUCUGUACAGGGUAAAAAAUAGAUAAAAUUCUAGACGCCAGACCUGCCGGGUCCGUGUUUACAGCGAGUGACGCAUCUGGACCUGCCUCUGCCCGGGAAGGUUGAGGCCUCUCGCCUCUCUGAGCACACCGGCCAUCUGGCCAGCCCUGGGCUGUGGGAAGGUGACGUUCUGAGGCGUGGGGGUCCGGGAGCUGGUGAGGCCGGAUUUCCAGAAACCGUAGCUCUUGUGUUUGUGCUGAAGGAUGAGACGGUUUUGUCUGGGGUCACACCCGGAGAUGCCCAGGGGUUACCCUGGCUCUGCACUUACUGGCAGUGCGCAGGGGACCGUACGGGACUCGGGGGUCGGCUGCGUGCAAGGCAGAUGUGCUGCCCGCUGUACUGUCGCCCUGUCCCUAAGGGCAAGGUGUUUGCAUUUGAGCAAGAAAAGCAUCGGGCAGGGCUGUGUGUAGCGGCAGAGCGCUCGCCUCGCCUCUCUGGGUUCCCCAGCUCCGUCCCUGGCACCAGGGAAAUAAUAAAAACAAGAAGCGAAA